AUACUGUUUUGAGAAAUGUUUUCUCUUUCACCAAUAAUGUAUGAUUUCUAAAUGUGUGUAUUUACUUUUUUUUUAAUUCUAUUUCAGGAUGAUUACAGUUACAGAAAUUCCAGCAACUAUAGAAAAAGACGCUCAGCAUCUCCUAAAGAUCAUGAAUCCAGGAAAAGGUAUUCUGAAUCCCCUCGAAGACAAGACCACAAUAAAAAAGUUAAAGGACUACCUGAAAUUGUUAUUGAUGACACUGACUACGACACUCCUGACCGAUCAUUUGGAGACCUGUAUUGCAAGGCCUGUGACUCUCAUAUGAACUCAGAACAAAUGUGGGAAGCUCAUAUUCAAGGAAAACGUCACCAAAAACAUACCAAGAAAGGUGAUCAUGGAGAAAUGAAGUAUGAAAUACUUAAGGAAGAUCCUCUUAUAUUACCAGAAAUUAAAAAGUCAUCAGAACCAAUUAUAGGGUUACAGCAUUGUUGUGAAAUUCGGCGUCUUGAAGGAAAACCUAUCUACAAUUGCUUUCUUUGUUCUGCCAAUGUCCCGAAUGGACAGUUUUUAAUUGAACAUGUCAUUGGUUUGAAGCACAGAAUGGCAUAUCUUAAAGAACACGAUCCAGUGAAGCAUGAUCUGAUUGAUAAGACUAAUCUUAAAAAAGGAAUGAUUGAACCUGUUGUGGCAGAAUGCAUUCGAUUGCAUCAAGAUAAACACGGAACUGGGACUAUGCAAGUCAAACUAGAUCUGUCAAAACCAUCAGUGUCUUCAAGUCAAAGUUAUAAAAAACCUUAUCAGGAUAUUAUUGAUAAUAAUGUGAAAAGGGGUGAUAGGCGAACUAAUUAUGUGGGUGAUAGGGAUGAGGACUAUAGGCACCUUGAUCACAAACAGCAAGAAUUUCAGAGAGGUGGUCACUUUUCAGACGACCCUUACGACGAAAGAUACUUGUAUUCUUCGGACAACGUGAGAGAUCGUCGCUGUUAUGGUGGCGGCGAAUCUCCCAGGGAAAGAAGAUCCCCCAUUCGAUUUGAUUAUAGCCAUCAUGAAACAACCCAACAACCAAGUGUUUCGCAGACAAGAGAAUCUGAUGCUGAUUUGCGAGUUGUUCUUGAGCAAAGAAGAAUGCAAGAGAGAGCAGCAACUCAAAGUAACAACUCCAAUCUAUUUCAGUCAUUACUGAAAAUCAUUGAGACUAUGCCAUCCAUGAUGUUUCUCGAACUUGUUCUUCAUAGAGUAGAAAAAAUGGAUCCUACAGAAGAUGAGCUUUCUAUGUUACAAAAGAUUGGAAAUCACAUGAUCUCAAUAGUGAUGAAUAGAAAAUUACAAAAACUUUCACCCGAUCUUCUCGGUAAAUAUCAAAGCAAUCCAAAACAAGAAGACGAAAGCAACAAGUCUACAAACAAUCUAAACAGCUUAAUGAAUCUUGUGAGCCAAUUCAACAGCAAAAAGGCUUCUUCUUCCUUUAAUUGGAUGGGAGAUUCCCAACCGGAAAAACCACCCACCGCUCCUGCUUUCAUGACACAGACUCCCGGUUCAUUUUACAGCUCUUCUUCAGUCACGCAGAUUCCCGGACUCACUUUAUCCGAUGAAACGCAAGGACUGUACGACGCUUCCUCUUCUUUUAGAAAUACAUCCUCUUACUAUUGACUGUCACAAACGACUUUAUAUCCAUUUAAUAAACAGUUGGUCAAUUACAGCUCUUGAGAAAAUUAUUGUACUCUCUUUGAUAAAGAUCUUUUUAUUAUUUUGA
This is a messenger RNA of Parasteatoda tepidariorum (common house spider), 1735 nucleotides long. RefSeq lists its product as uncharacterized. NCBI's taxonomy places the organism in Eukaryota, Metazoa, Arthropoda, Arachnida, Araneae, Theridiidae. Gene Ontology annotation, cellular component: precatalytic spliceosome. The record is from RefSeq and is a predicted model, not a curated record. Gene Ontology annotation, molecular function: zinc ion binding; single-stranded RNA binding; double-stranded RNA binding.